AUGAGUGAAUCAUCUCAAUCACUUUCACUAUUCCUCUUUGUUGGAUUCUUUUCAUUGUUUGUAAUGAUGAAUGGAUUGGAUCAACUAUCCAAUAAUACCAAAGAACAAGAAGAAGAGGAAGAAAAGGGACAACAUCAACAACGAUAUAGAAAUCAUAAUAAUAAUAAUAAUAAUAGUCCAAGAAAUAACAAUCAACAACGUCAACAACAACAAUCAUCACCAAAUAGAAUCAAUAAUAAUAAUAAUAAUAACGCAAAUCAAUCAACAUCAUGGUUAACAUACUUUAAAUCAUUCUUUAGUAGAUCCCAACAUAACUCUUCACAAACUAAUAAUAGUAAUAAUAAUUCACAAUCAUCAACUUCACCUAUAAAUAAUAAUAAUAAUUUAUUUGAAUCAAUGUUUGAAUCAAGAUAUUCAAAUUCAUCAUCUUCAUCUUUAUCAUCGUCAUCGUCGAUAUCAACAUCUUCAUCAUCACUGUCGUCAGGUGAACUAUUGCCAUCGGGAUCAUAUAUGCAAAAGGUUGCAGAGUUGGAAGAGAGACUACAAAACGAAGCAAAGUGUAGAGACGUUGAACGUCAAGGUCGAAUCAUUGCCGAACAAAAACUAUACAAUGAAAUGGCAUCGAAUCAAUUGCUGUCAGAGAAAUACGCAGAGAUGGAAGAGAUACAAAACAAGUUUUGGCAACUCUACUCUACCUCUAACAAAAAGGAAAAGAUUCUUCAAAACAAUUUGGAAACCAUCAAAGAACAAUUAUUGGCAUUGAUGGAUAAUUUCCAAAACUCUAUUUCAAAUCAACUUUUGACAGCAGAAGAAGAGUCAUCAAAUAGUUUGUUUGUAGAUGAAUCACAACAAGAGAAUCAACAACAACAACAACAACAACAACAACCAACCAUGUCAGUCAAUAUCGAUCGUUCAUUUGUCGAACAAUUUGAAUCAUUGGUACAACUAAUGAAAAGCACUGAAAACAAUGAAUCCAUUGUAUUAUUACAACAAAAACAAGAGGAUUUAUUUUUGUACAUAACUAAACAUAAUUAUAUUAAUCAAUACAAUCAUAAUAAUAAUAAUAAUAAUAAUAAUAAUAAUAAUAAUAAUAAUAAUAAUAAUAAUAAUAAUAAUAAUAACGGUAAUAAUGAUAUGAAUAAUAAUAUAAAUUCAAGUGAUACGGAAUCAAGUUCAAGUAGAUCAAGUAGAUCAAGUAGAUCAAGUUUUAGUAACAAUACCAAUAAUAGUAAUAACCAAAUGACAAGAAUUUCAUUUACAGAUAUUGUAGAAUAA
Messenger RNA from Cavenderia fasciculata, 1275 nucleotides. RefSeq lists its product as uncharacterized. Lineage: Eukaryota; Evosea; Eumycetozoa; Acytosteliales; Cavenderiaceae. Bases 1 to 1275 code for a protein of 424 amino acids. The transcript has a single exon. The record is from RefSeq and is a predicted model, not a curated record.